Molecule: messenger RNA, 438 nt
Organism: Metschnikowia bicuspidata var. bicuspidata NRRL YB-4993
Lineage: Eukaryota; Fungi; Ascomycota; Pichiomycetes; Serinales; Metschnikowiaceae
Exons: 1
Coding region: 87-329 (80 amino acids)
Source: RefSeq, a predicted model, not a curated record
UUUUUGAUUUUCUUGGGCCGGCGGGGGCUGCUGUAUUUAUAUUGCGAGGGGGAGGGGGUCCUUUUGUGUAACUUUGUGUUGGCGCAAUGUAUGCUUGUAUUUUAUGUUUCUUUUUUAUUGUAUCUUUUGACCAGUUCUUUCCAUUAAUGUCUCGAUUUAUACACUCAUUUUAUUUGUUUUUUGUGGUCUACUUGUUCGUUCGUCCAAUCUAUUUUUGUAAUCCAGUUUUUCGGUUGAUCGCUUGGAUAUAUCUCCAGUUUGAUUCUGAUACUUUGUUGUCUUUUUUUAUUCUUCUGUCAUUUUUUCUUCCACUCAUUUUCCAGAUCUGACUUUCAAUCUCCCUCUGAAAAUUUGCCUUGGUUCACAUCAAUAAAAGGCAGAACUGAAAACAAAGCUCACUUACCGCAAUGGCCAUCACCUCCCUCCAAUUCUUACGAA